Selaginella moellendorffii is the source of this 1526-nucleotide messenger RNA. RefSeq names its product 3-ketoacyl-CoA thiolase 2, peroxisomal. Gene Ontology annotation, cellular component: peroxisome. The transcript is spliced from 13 exons. Gene Ontology annotation, molecular function: acetyl-CoA C-acyltransferase activity. Bases 74 to 1462 code for a protein of 462 amino acids. Gene Ontology annotation, biological process: fatty acid beta-oxidation; phenylacetate catabolic process. Lineage: Eukaryota; Viridiplantae; Streptophyta; Lycopodiopsida; Selaginellales; Selaginellaceae. The record is from RefSeq and is a predicted model, not a curated record.
GCAAUCAUCCAUCAAAGCAGUAAGGGCUCGUGUUAGGGUUUUCUCUUCGAUCAAUCGAUCGCGCCGGGGAGAGAUGGAGGUCGAUAGGAAGCUGAGAAUGCGCCAGCAGAUCCUUCUGGAUCAUCUGCGGCCGUCGUCGGCGCCUCGCCCCGUCAAUCUUGUGACGUCCAUUUGCUCCGCUGGGGAUUCUGCCGCGUAUCACAGGACCACCGAUUACUCUGACGAUGUCGUUGUUGUAGCUGCCUAUCGGACACCCAUUUGUAAAUCCAAGCGUGGGGGUUUUAAGGAUACUUACCCCGAGGAUUUACUGACUCCCGUUCUUAAGGCUGUUGUGGAAAAAGUUGGCUUGAAUCCUGCUGAGGUUGGGGACAUUGUUGUGGGAACCGUGCUUGCUCCUGGUUCUCAGCGUGCAAAUGAGUGCCGGAUGGCAGCAUUCUAUGCUGGAUUUCCAGAAACUGUGCCAGUUCGUACCGUGAACAGACAAUGUUCUUCUGGCCUCCAAGCAGUAGCUGAUGUUGUGGCUGCUAUCAAGGCCGGAUUCUAUGAUAUUGGUAUCGGUGCUGGAUUGGAAUCCAUGACGGCAAACUUGGUGGCUUGGGAAGGCUCGGUGAAUCCAAAGGUGGAAAUGAACCAGAAGGCACAGGACUGCCUUCUACCAAUGGGAAUUACAUCCGAGAACGUUGCUGAAAGGUACGGCGUGUCCAGAAAGGAGCAAGACGAAGCUGCAGUUAGAUCUCAUCGUCGUGCCGCAGCCGCAACAGCGACUGGAAGGUUCAAGGAUGAGAUAAUUCCGGUUCACACCAAGCUUGUUGACCCGAAAACCGGAGAGGAGAAGCCUGUUGUGAUAUCUGCUGAUGACGGUAUGCGGCCCAAUGCGAACGUCGCAGACCUUGCAAAACUGAAGCCGGCGUUCAAGAAAGGAGGCACCACCACUGCCGGAAACUCUAGCCAAGUCAGUGAUGGUGCGGGUGCUGUUCUACUUAUGAAAAGAAGUGUGGCUAUUCAACGAGGACUACCAAUUCUCGGGGUGUUCAGGAGUUUUGCUGCUGUGGGCGUCGACCCUGCCGUCAUGGGUAUUGGACCAGCGGUUGCGAUCCCGAAAGCUGUGAAAGAUGCUGGUCUGGAGAUAAGCGACAUUGACUUAUUCGAAUUGAAUGAGGCUUUUGCAUCGCAAUUCACUUAUAGCUGCAAGAAGCUCGACUUGGAUAUGGAAAAAGUGAAUGUGAAUGGAGGUGCUAUAGCUCUUGGCCAUCCUCUGGGUGCUACAGGAGCUCGUUGUGUCGCUACUUUACUUCAUGAGAUGUCGAAGAGAGGAAAAGACUGUAGAUUCGGAGUCAUAUCCAUGUGUAUAGGUAGUGGGAUGGGAGCCGCUGCUGUGUUUGAGAGAGGAAACGCGGUUGAUAAUUUGAGCAAUGCCCGUCCUGUCCAGAAUAACAGCUUGCUGUCAAAGGACGCUCGAUAGACUCCAGGGAUGGUAUGAAGCAUGUUCUUUCGAAAUUAUUUAAUAAGACAGGGACUUCCGUAUA